Camelina sativa (false flax) is the source of this 920-nucleotide messenger RNA. RefSeq lists its product as uncharacterized. NCBI's taxonomy places the organism in Eukaryota, Viridiplantae, Streptophyta, Magnoliopsida, Brassicales, Brassicaceae. The record is from RefSeq and is a predicted model, not a curated record. Gene Ontology annotation, biological process: response to auxin.
UUCUUGAUUCUGUCAUAGAUAAGUAAAUAUUAAACCAAUUAGAUACAUCAUCUUCUCAUACAAAGAGAUCAUCAAUGAAGAAUCCGGUGGUGAAGACAUGGAGAAAAAUGAAAUCCUUUGGGCAUACAAACUCUUCUACCACGGCCACGGUCAAGAAGAGCAAAUCUUGGACAGGCUCUAUUUCUCUAGAGGAUGCUAAUAGUAACGAAUCAAAAGGUAAGAUGAGGAGGAAAGAGUCUCCCCAACAUGGGUUUUUCACGGUUUGCGUGGGUCCGACGAAACAAAGGGUCGUGGUGAAGACGAAAUUGGUGAACCAUCCAUUGUUCAGGAACUUGUUAGAAGAUGCAGAGAAUGAAUAUGGAUAUAGAGGCGAUGGACCCAUUGUUCUUCCUUGCGAGGUUGACUUCUUCUUCAAGGUUUUAGCCGAGAUGAAGUCUAACGAUGGCCAUGGUGAUGAUUAUAAUGAUGAUGACGAUGAUGAUGGUUCGACCAGUUCUCCAAUAUGCGGGUUAGGUACUCCUUAUAGAUCAUGUGGUGGUGGCGGUACCGAUUCCAUUGGCAUUAGGCGAAACAGCUCGUACAAGCUUCUUCGACCUCCCUCCUUUUUCAAGUUGAAUAGAUUUUGAAGUUUUUUUUUUCUUCUUUUUUCUUUUUUUUUCUAUAGUUCAUAACAUUACCAUAUAAUUUAUUUUGUUUUGUUUUAAAUUGUGUGGAGUGGAAUUGUGAAAGAAAACUCUCUCGCUUCUCCGGAAUUUGAAAAAAAACUUGAAUUCCUUUCAAAGAUAUGUAUUUUUAAUGUCGGCUUAGAUCAUAUUUAUAACACAUUGUUAUUAUUGAUAUAUUGUAUGUACUCUAAUCUAAUUUGUUUUCUCAUUUGUAUCUUAAAGACUUAAACAUACAUGUUAAGAGGUUUUGGAUGA